AGAUGUUUAUUAAAGAGCCUGAUAGCAUUCAAAAGGGCUGAUUGACUAGUGCAGUUAUCCCUAGCAACCAAUCUCAUCUUUCAUUUUCACUUAUCCUGCAUGAUGCAUUAUUUUCGGAUCAGCGGUAUCCCUACAAUAAACAUGAAAGAAAAGCCAGACAUGAAUUAAGAUUCCUAUAGUAAAAGGCAAUGCAGUCCUUAAGGGGCCUGGAGAUAAAAGAGUAGGAUGCUGACAUAUGCAGGAAUAACGUGAGGUUGGGGGGUCUCAAGCAGUGGAAGUGAUUAGACAGGGUUCAUAUGCUCUACACGUCACUGCUCAAGCACCUGGGACAAAUCUGGCAGUGGGACGUCUCUGGCACUAAAAGGAAUCAGCCCAGUUGUAGCUAUUUCAAGACUCCCGUCUUCUGCUGAGAAUACAGAGCUAACAGAAUAACUCUCCGGUACUUAUAGCAACAUGUGCUAGCUUAGAGAUGGCUUAUAGACAUGCCAAUGGGAUUGUUCUUUAUCCAACCUAAUCAAUGAACUGCAAACCAAAAUAAAGAGCAAGAGGUAUAUCGCUGGUGAGGUGUUGCUAGAAGUAUUUCAUAUCUCGAGCAAUGCCUCACACUCGUGCAAGAAACCACAGCCCGAUCCCCGAAGUCAACUGGGAUUCAGGACUCAAGGAAAUGAACGAGACGUGGAAAGGAGCGGUGGCGUGCCUCGGGGUUGCAGUCUUUUUUAUUAUGACUAUUGGGAUUAUCUACUGGCAAGUGGUGGACCAACCCAACAAAAAUUGGAUCAUCAAAGGAAGAUACAGCGGUGUUAUAUGGGAAAGGAACACUCACAGCCUUAUACUGCAGACCCUGAGCGAGGACAAGACCUACGUGGAGAUCAAUGUGGGCAACUUCCCUGACAUCGAGCAGCCGUUUGUCAAGAAUUUGUGCUGGUUGAAUAAGACAGAGUUUUGCUACACGUGGGAUUCCAUUGUGGAUCUCAAAAUCCGGUUGGACCACAGCUUCUCGGAUGGAACAGAAUGUUACCAUAUAGACUGGAUGCCAAAACACUGUGAUAUCAAAGUAAAGGAUUGCUUUUCCAUGACUAAUAUAUCAUGGUAUGGGGGAGCAGGCUUAAGUGCUCAGCACUGGCCCAUGAACAAUGUGAACAUGCCUCUACAGCCUUUUGUAAUCAGCAGUCUCAAAUCCCACCCAACAGGCUUUGGAUCUGUUUUGGAGAGAUACUUUCUGGGAUCAUCUGGGGUAUCGGUGCGUGUGAAUUCAGAUAUUCCAAUAUCCAUUUCAAUAGAAAGAAACAAGUUCUUCUGCGUGGAGACUCCAUCAAGCAAAGAGAAGACUCCUCUGCAAUAUACCGUGUGUAUUGGCCAAACCAUGAGAUCUGUCCAUCAAGAAAUGGGAAAUCAACUUCAUGAUAACCCGAGGAUGCUUCCAAAUGUUGACAUACUCUGGAUGCCGCUUUGGAAGCAUUACGGAAUCUCAGAUUCUGCCGCAAAACUUGAAAGAGAAUUGAGAUCGUUCCACAAUAAGCUUAUAAGGCAUGGUCUGGGAGAAUGCCUUAUUGGACUCAAUGAACAUUCCACAAUGCUGCUUUCUAGAAAGGACCACACGCCUAUUGAUCCCCAUGGAGUGCACUCUCACAGACAAAGAAGGGGUCCCCAUCAAGUUAGGCAUUUAAAUCUAUUAAUUACUACAUCCCCAUAUGCAAGUAUCAACUCUGAACCGUUCCAGAAUUAUCUGAAGGAAGGAAAAGAUAAUUAUUGGCUGAGUCUUUAUUCAAAGGUUGACGCUUCGCUGACACCUGUUUUGACAAAAUGGAAGAGCCAGUUCUCAGUAAGAUUAAAUAUCACAAGUGAAAACGCUGUUAACUGGUAUUUAAAUACUGUGAGAGCUCUGAAACACAAGUUAGGUGCGGAAUACGUCACAUUUGAAGGUGUGGAAGGAAAUACUUUUCUGGAACAAUCUAUCCAGCCUCCCAUGGGCCAAGAAGGGGACAGAUAUACAGGAUUUCUAGCAGAGAUGGCAGCAAAGCUUGGAAAUUCAACAAUAGUUACAGCAACUACAAGAUCUAGCCAUUUGCCAGUAUUCGUGCAAAUGAUCCCUCUUCAUUCAGAUUGGAGUUACAGUGGACUCAAAGGAAUUAUCCCGUCAGUUCUUCACUACAGUUUACUAGGAUAUAACUUUUUCAUUCCAGACGCAAUAGGUGGGACACUGGCAGAUGAGUUUCUAACAAACGAAGAACUAUUUAUCCGUUGGCUGCAAAUCGUGACCUUUCUUCCAGUGAUGUCCUUCAACACUCCUCCGUGGGUUUGCUGUGAUGAUUGGGUUCUGAACCUCACACGACAGUACAUCGACAAACAUCACAACUUUGUUGCUCCGCUGGUGACUAAAUAUGCUGAAGAGUGGAUAAGCUCUGGGAACCCCAUCUACAGACCAGUCUGGUGGAUCAGCCAAAAUGAUCCGGUGGCAUUCACAAUAGACAAUGAAUUUCUAAUAGGAGAUGAGAUUCUGAUAGCACCCAUCGUGGAACAGGGGCAAGUCCAUCGAGAUAUCUUCCUUCCCGGAAAUGACUACAAGUGGAUGGAUGCCAAGACUUUCCAAGUCUUCGAUGGAGGAACUGUAUUAAAACACUAUUUUUGCAGCCUACUGGAUAUUCCAGUGUUUAUCAAGACCUCAUAGAUUUUAGAAGAAAAUGAGUUAUUAAUGUAUAAUAUCACUUCUAAGAAGAUAAUUACUUUAGAGCUGUCUCUUAUUUAGAGAUGCCCGCACUUUUUCUAUGCACUCCGAGGGCUAUGUGCUUUUAAUUAUUUUAGUAUUCGUUAUUUCAUUAUCUUAUUGUCUAGGUUUUUCCAAAGUUUUUCAGAUCCCAUAGCAUUUGCAUUUAAUUAAAACUGAGUACUGUAUGUUGUGGAGAUCAGAUCAGGUACUGUAAUAUUUAUUGCUAAAGUCUUAAUAAAUUACCCACAUUGUUUACCUCUCUGUAUUAACAAA
Messenger RNA from Xenopus laevis (African clawed frog), 2980 nucleotides. RefSeq names its product SITS-binding protein. The record is from RefSeq and is a predicted model, not a curated record. NCBI's taxonomy places the organism in Eukaryota, Metazoa, Chordata, Amphibia, Anura, Pipidae. The transcript has 10 exons. Bases 596 to 2668 code for a protein of 690 amino acids.